AUGCCGAAGCUGUAUUUCUUCUUCAUCUAUUUGAUGUGCAGGGUGAGGGCAGGUACAGAAGAACAAUGUCCUGCAUUUACAGGUCUCAGUAUAAGCAGUGCUUUGACUGGCACAAACUUGAAAGUAAAACUAAUGCUGUACACAAGACAAAACCAGAACUGUGCUGAAACACUCAGUUCUGCUGGCUCCAGGUAUCUGAAUGUGACCAAGAAAACUACCCUCAUUGUGCAUGGGUACAGACCCACAGGUUCUCCCCCAAUCUGGAUACAACAAGCAGUACACCUCUUGCUCUCUGUGGAAGACAUGAACAUAAUCAUUGUAGAUUGGAACCGCGGGGCUACGACUCUGCUCUAUCACAGGGCUUCUAGCAACACUAAGAAAGUUGCUGAAUUCUUGAAGACACUUAUAGACCAAAUGUUGGCCGACGGAGCAUCACUUGACUCUGUUUAUAUGAUAGGAAUUAGUCUUGGAGCACAUAUCUCUGGGUUUGUGGGACAGCUGUAUAAUGGCAAACUUGGGAGAAUAACAGGUCUUGACCCAGCAGGCCCCUUAUUUAAUGGGAAACCCCCUGAGGAAAGGUUAGAUCCUACAGAUGCCCAAUUUGUUGAUGUCAUUCAUUCUGAUAUUGAUGGACUAGGCUACAGAGAAGCUUUAGGACAUAUAGACUUCUAUGCCAAUGGAGGAACCGACCAGCCCGGCUGUCCACAAACAAUAUUUUCUGGAUCACAGUAUUUUAAAUGUGACCAUCAGAGGUCUGUUUUCCUGUUCCUGUCAUCCUUGAAAGAGAGCUGCAACAUCACUGCAUACCCCUGUAAUACAUACAGAGAUUACAGGAGCAGCAAGUGUGCCAGCUGUGAGGCUUUCCAGCCCAUGCCAUGCCCCGUCCUGGGUUAUUAUGCUGACAAGUGGAAAAGCUAUUUAAUACUAAAGAAUCCUCCCGUGACUAAAGUGUUUUUUGAUACAUCGGACGAAGAACCAUUCUGCCUUCAUCAUUACUUGGUGGAUAUUAUUAUCUGGAACAAAACUGUUAGAAGAGGCUCCCUCACAAUUAAACUAACAGAUCAAGCUGGGAACACAGCAGAAUCCACAAUCAAUCAUGAAGUUGCAACUUUUCAACAAUACAACCAAACUAGCGUGCUAGCUGGAUUUGACCAGGAUUUUGAAAAAAUUGCAAGAAUUUCCUUGGCAUUUUCCACAGGGUCUGUAAUAGGCCCAAAGCACAAACUCAGGAUUCUUCAAAUGAGGUUAAGGUCAAUUACAAAUCCAGAAAGGCCACAUCUGUGCAGAUAUGACCUUGUACUGCUGGAAAACACUGAAAUAAUCUUCAAACCUAUUCCAUGUGAAAACAUGCAAACUUGAGCCAAGAAAGACUCAGCUGUAUGCCACGUUAUACUGACAACAGCACACAUUUCACAUACUGUGGGGAAAUGGCAGGGGGAAAAAAGGACUAAUUUUCAAGUGUCUUCACAUCUUGUCAUCUGUGGAUGUCAAACUAUAGUGCAAUUCCUCACGCUCUCCAGGUGUCCUGCUGCCUAUGCAGUGACUCUCAAAUCAUUUAUGGUGGUGGUAUUAAAAAAAAAAUGUUUUAGACUCACAAUGCCUUCCAUCCAAGGAGCUCAGAGUGCUUCCCAAACAUAAGCUACUGAGGAACAGCAAGGAUAUUGCAGGAGACUACCGUUCUCGGCUUAUAAACUAGCCAUCUUCAUUUUGAUUAGGAAAUGAUUGGUUAUAAAACAAUUAUUAGAAAUUAUUUAUUUUUUUAAAAGAUGUCUUUUGAUGGUAAAUAAAGCUUUGCCACAAGCCAAUUGAGUGUAGUGGAGGUAUCAU
Molecule: messenger RNA, 1827 nt
Organism: Chelonia mydas (Green sea turtle)
Lineage: Eukaryota; Metazoa; Chordata; Testudines; Cheloniidae
Gene: LIPH
Product: lipase H
Exons: 10
Coding region: 1-1359 (452 amino acids)
Biological process (GO): lipid metabolic process
Molecular function (GO): carboxylic ester hydrolase activity; lipase activity
Source: RefSeq, a predicted model, not a curated record